AUGGGCGGCGGCGGCGCGCCGUACCCAUGCGAGACCCGAGUGGAUGAGCACGUACGCCAGAAAAUGGCCUCGUUGCCAAUCCCCGACGAUCUCGUAGCGGACAUCUUCCUUCGCCUACCCACGCCAGCCGACCUCAUCCGCGCCGCCGUCGGCUGCAUCUCCUUCCACAACAUCAUCACCAACCGCUCCUUCCUCCGCCGUUUCCGCAAACUCCACAACCCGCCCCUCCUCGGGUUCCUCGACAAUCAUCGAGUCUUCCACCCUGCCAGCCCGCCUCACCCCUCUGCGCCGGCAGCCAGUGCCGUCGCUGUUGCUGCUGACUUUUCCUUCUCUUUCCUUCCUGGCGCCAGCCACGACUGGGCCAUCCAGGACAUCCGCGAUGGCCGUGUCCUCCUCAACAAAAUCCAUGAGGUUGGUAUCGGUCAGAAGAAGGGAAUCUUCGAUGAGAUGGUGGUGUGCGACCCCCUGCACCGACGGUAUCUCCUGCUCCCGCCAAUCCCCGAGGAUCUAGUAAAUCCAGUGGAGGAUCCACACUUUACGGAAGAGGCAUAUUGUUUGUACCAGAUCUUCCUUUUGCCUCCCUGCGACAAUGAUGAGGAGGCAACAGCUGUGGAAGAGACGUCAUUUAGAGUGGUUUUGAUGGUAUGGUGUGAAACUACGAUGGUUGCCUUUGUCUUCUCUUCUAGUACGAGACAAUGGCGAGCCAUUCCAUCCCUGGGCUGGGAUACUAUAGUUGCUAACUUGCCACUGAGAGCGUAUUGUCUCUUCGCCGCACGCCAAUACGCGUAUGGCUGUUUCUACUGGAUGUUACAUUUUUGCAAGAAAAUAUUGGUGCUUGACACUUGGAAGAUGGAGUUCUACAUUGCUAACCCCCCACCUCAAGCAAUAUGUUUAUCUUUUCUGGAUAUAGUCAUUGUGGAGGCAGGGGAAGGUAGAGUUGGGAUGUUUGUGCCAGGAGUAGGCAGAAAUGGACUUGAGUUCUAUACAAUGUGGAGAAACAAUGGUGGGACUUACAUGCAGUGGAAGUUGGAGAAGACGAUCUCAGUUCAUUUUUUGCACUACUCUGCGGGUUCAAAUGGGAAACACUUGUUCAUAUAUGAUGUGGAAAUCCCGUCGGUUGGCUAUGGUUGUUUCUCACUAGACAUCAAGACAUUCCAGCUUAAAAGGGUGUGUUCUUCAAAGACAUGGAUCCCUAAUCCGCUUGCAUAUAGCAACUUUCCACCAUCAAUUUUGGCAUCACCAACAAUAGCAAGUGGUACUCAGGAAGGUGAGAAGGAGAUGCUGGAACAAGGCGCGAAAACGCAGCAAGCUGAAGAACAUGUGGACAGCCAGCAUGGUGGGAGCACCAGUGAUGGUGUUGAUGCUGGAGGUCACCCUGGCAUGCCGAGGAUCAGAGAUGGCGCUGAUUGA
This is a messenger RNA of Triticum turgidum subsp. durum (durum wheat), 1410 nucleotides long. NCBI's taxonomy places the organism in Eukaryota, Viridiplantae, Streptophyta, Magnoliopsida, Poales, Poaceae. The record is from the annotation of a GenBank genome assembly.